AUGGACGCCAUGGACAGCAAGAGCAAGGGGACCAACAAGAAGAGCAAGAGCCUGCUUGGCAAGUACGAGCUGGGUAGCUUGCUGGGACGAGGGACGUUCGCCAAGGUCUACCUCGCGCGGCCGGUCGCCGGCGGCGAGGCCGUGGCGGUGAAGGUUCUCGACAAGGCCGAGGUCAUGGGCACGGCGGGCAUGGCGCCGCGCGUGCUCCGGGAGGUGACGGCCAUGCGCCGGCUGCGCCACCCCAACGUGCUCCGCCUCCACGAGGUGCUUGCCACGCGCGCCAAGAUCUACCUCGUCAUGGAGCUCGCGACGGGCGGGGACCUGCUGUCCAGGCUCGCCGCGCUCCCGCGGCACCGCCUCCCGGGGCACACUGCGCGCCGCAUCUUCGUGCAGCUCAUCGCCGCGCUCUCCUACUGCCACGCUCGCGGCGUCGCGCACCGCGACGUCAAGCCUCAGAACGUCCUCCUCGACGGCAACGGCAACCUCAAGGUCUCCGACUUCGGCCUCUCUGCGCUCCCGGACUCGCUCCGCGACGACGGCCGCCUCGACACGGCCUGCGGCACCCCGGCCUACGCGGCGCCAGAAGUGCUCCGCCGCAAGGCCUACGACGGGGCCAAGGCCGACGCGUGGUCCUGCGGCGUCAUCCUCUUCGUCCUCCUCGCCGGACACCUCCCCUUCGACGACUCCAACAUCACCGACAUGUGCCGGAAGGCGCAUCGCCGGGAGUUCGAGUUCCCGGAGUGGGUGUCGCAGCCGGCGCGCCGGCUGGUGAGCCGCCUGCUCGAUCCAAACCCGGCCACCCGCGUUGCCCUCGCGACGCUGACUACGCAGCCGUGGUUUAAGCGCUCCCUCAGCCUCGACUCGCAGCUCGGUGGGCUGCUCAACGGCCAGCAGGAGAGCGCGCUAGCGUUCCAGGCGCCGGCCAUGAACGCCUUCGACAUCAUCUCCAUGUCGUCUGGGCUCGAUCUGUCCGGCUUGUUCGACCAGCGGAACCGAGAGAUUAGGUUCAUGACAGCGGCAUCACCGGAGCGUACCCUGGAGGAGCUCGGCCGCGCCGGCGGGAAGCUCGGGUAUGUAAUGGUAGGUAAGAACGGAGUGGAGUGCCUGACGCUGGGGGGCCUGCCAGGGCUGGCGGCGAUGACGGUUGAGAUGUCAGAGCUGGCACCACCACUGAUGCUCGUCGAGCUGCGGCUUGAGGUGGCCGACGGAGACGGCGACGGCGAGGGACAAGGGUUCGGUUGGGAAGAGCUGAGACAUGAGCUAGGAGAUGUAGUUAGGACUUGGCAUAGCUGCCAAGAUUUCUGA
Molecule: messenger RNA, 1305 nt
Organism: Miscanthus lutarioriparius
Lineage: Eukaryota; Viridiplantae; Streptophyta; Magnoliopsida; Poales; Poaceae
Source: the annotation of a GenBank genome assembly